AUGUACACCAAAACCUGGUUUUGGGCCGGUUUGGGUUCGGAACCGCUGGUUCAGGUUCAGUCGAUGGAGAAGCUAAAGUGGGGUUUCGACCAGACGAGCUUCGAUCGCGACCGAGCAUACGGUUUUUCAUGGCCGCAGAGGAAUUAUCGGUGCAGCUUUUGCAAAAAAGAGUUCAAAUCCGCGCAAGCGCUCGGUGGCCACAUGAACGUCCACAGACGAGACCGGGCCCGCAUGAGGCUUUCGUCACCUUCUUCGGGCUCGUGGGAUUUUCCAUAUCCACCAAACCCUAAUUACUCUAACCCUAAUCAAAAGCCAAACCCUAUCCAAAACCCUAACCCUAGGGCCGUGCUUUUUUCGGGUUCGUUGCUCGGGAAAAAUGUUUCGAGUGGUGUCGAGUGUGGGGAUUUUAUUAGGGGGAAGAAGAGCAAAGGGGAUAAGUUUGGGUUGGGCGAUGCUAGGGUUUGGAAGGCGAAAGAGAUUGUGGAGCUGGAUUUGAGCUUGGGUUUGAUUGAUGAUGUGAAGGAGGAUUUGGAUUUGGAGCUUAGACUUGGGUAUUCUUCUUGA
Molecule: messenger RNA, 564 nt
Organism: Striga asiatica
Lineage: Eukaryota; Viridiplantae; Streptophyta; Magnoliopsida; Lamiales; Orobanchaceae
Source: the annotation of a GenBank genome assembly